UGGAGCCGUCUGCAACUUGAAAAACCGGAAGUCCAAUCGCAAAGACCCAAGGAAGAAGAAGCAGCUGAAAACAGAAGAGAAGUGAUGGCUAUUGCGACGAGCUGCCUCUCAACACUGAGUUGCGUAUCUCCUAGUUGCAGUUGGUCGAAUUGGAGACGAAAGCACUCUUCUUUAUCCCUAGUAAGCUCGUCGUCUCCGUCCUCCGCGUUGUCGUUCGAGUCUCGUCAGCAUCGGAGGAGUCACGUGGUGUGUAUGGCGCCGGAUGAGGAGAAGCUCACCCGCCGCAACCCUCUCGAUUUCCCGAUUGAGUGGGAGAGACCGAAGCCGGGGCGGAGGCCUGACAUUUUUCCGCAGUUCAGUCCUAUGAAGACGCCUCUGCCGCCUCCUAUGCCGUAUGACCCGCCGGAAGAAGACGAAGACGAGGAGGAGAAGAAGGAGGAAGAAGAAGAGGAGCAAGAGCAGGAGGAGGAAUCUCCUGAGAAGAUCGACCCAGAUAAGAACAAUAUUUAAUCUGUGCGUCUCUGCAUUCAAUUUAUGGUCUUUCUGUUUGUAGUGUUGCUGUAGGUUUAAGUUAAGUGCUUUCCCACCCCACUGUAUGAGUUGAACGGAUUAUGCUUAAUCUUUAUCGAGUUGUUUGAUAUCGAA
This is a messenger RNA of Pyrus x bretschneideri (Chinese white pear), 645 nucleotides long. Its product is annotated as proline-, glutamic acid- and leucine-rich protein 1. The transcript has 2 exons. Lineage: Eukaryota; Viridiplantae; Streptophyta; Magnoliopsida; Rosales; Rosaceae. The record is from RefSeq and is a predicted model, not a curated record. Bases 85 to 510 code for a protein of 141 amino acids.